AUGCAAGUCCAAACGCCUUCGUAUUAUUAUGCUGGUCCUACUCAAAUGAAAACCUACACCAUGCCAAUGGGAUAUACUGUACAAUCUCAAAAUGGUGAAAAUCAAGUUCCAAUUCUAUAUCACCGUUAUGUCCUCACCUCCUGCCCACUCAAAAAAACGAACAUUGCGGGAGUCAACCGUCAGAAUGGAUCCUGCUAUUUCUACAAAUACAGUGCGGCGGACGACACAAUGAAACGACAUCUCUGCAGGGCAUGCCAACAGAUAGUCGAAGAGAGACAUUUGAGUCCUCUCUAUGUACAGUACUGUGAGGCCACAAAAGAUACCAUCAUCUUCUUCUACAACUGUCUCACAAACAGUGUUGAACAGUACACGUAUUCAUUUAAAACAGGAGCAGUCAUGGAAGUCUUCCGUCCGGAAAUUGUUUAUGAUCGAUCAAAAGUCAUUUAUUCGACUUCUGUGGCUGUGUUGAAAGAUGAUGAGGAAAAGGAAAUGGUUUCGAUCGAGAAAGAUGGUCAUACCGGCUUCAGAAAGCAGAUACUCAGAAAUGGACGGUUCGAAAUCCAGCCACCAAAACCAAUUAAAAAAUUAAAGAUGAAAAAAAUAACACCUACGAUUGGAACCGGAGACGAAACGGACUUUGAAUACGACGAUGAGGCUGACAAUUCAGAAAACUCCCAGUAUUCGGACGGCGGAAGAGUGAACAGUGCAGUGAAUCAUGAUCUUAAAGGACAUUCUGAAGAAUCCAAAUCUGACGACGAUGGGUUUUCCCUCUACUUGAGAUCAAUUGUUCCACUCAAAGCUAGACACUGCCCUCACAUGGGUAAAGAGUAUAUAUGUGCUUUCAAUGCUUCCAACGAGAAGUUCUCCAGAUUUAUGUACAAUGAUUAUACUGGAGAAUUUCAGCUCUUCAAUUGCAUCUCUUGUGUUAAUCAUGUCUGUGAGGAGAACCUGAUCCCAAAGUAUGUGGAGAAUACGAACCGAGCUGGAGGAAUUGUGAUGCAUGUGGAAAACAAUUUCACCGGAGCAAUCGAACAAUACCGUUUCAACUUUGCAACUUUAGGAUUCGAGCAAAUUCUUCGUCCAGAAUUUCCAUACGAUCGAACAAAAAUAGAUCCAGAUGUCACUUCUCUUUUUGUCAUCACUACGACGACAACUAUAGCAGUAAUGAAAGAUAAAGAAGGUCAUUUGAAAAAAGAGCAAUACUGUAUGUCGACACAUAAAUUUAUUCCGGCUCCACCAGUGGCAGUUAAGACAAUCUUCAUGAUGAGACGAGAGGAACAGGAAAGAGAAGAGAAAAGUAUAAUGAGAAAUAAAUAUUCGAUAGAGACUAGUGUAGCCAAGCCAAGAGUUUCAACGGUGAAGCGAAUCCCAGAAGAAGAUUACAUUGCUUCAUCCGAACAUUUGACUCAUAAUCAGAGGCCUCUUCAACAAGCCAAACUGCUUGGUUCUUCUCCUUCUACGACGGUUCAUAUGAAUCAACUGAAUGAAAUGCUUGAUAUGAUCCACGUUUUGCGAGCCAAGCCUGAUCAUUUACCUACCAUCGCUCCAGUUGAAGCUAAGCCGGUUGAUAUGAAAUUGGUUGCUAGUAAACUGAACAAACUAGAAUCUACUCAGCACGUUUCUGCUCAAGAUCAACCCGAGAAAGUUUCACUUGGCGAAGUGAUAAACCAAGCCACCAUGUUGACGGUUAACGAACCAUCUCCGGCGACUCACGCUUCAGCUGCAAAGAAAACAGCUCGGAAGGAGAAAACCAAAACUUCGCAACAAUCUUCACAUCAUGACGCCGCAGUGGCCAACUCCAUGAAAGAAAUCGAGAAACGUGGCCAAUCAACCCCGAAUCCAGCACAAAUUACAAAGGGACAAGUGAAUUCAUCACCAUAUAAUCAUGGAUUUGUCAAUUGGGAGGAAUUCUUGAGAACAAAUCCCACUCCUGCUGAAGUACUAGCGGUUAUUGAGACAAAAACUGCAGGAACAUCAAAGAAGUCUACCUUAUCAAAAAAGGCGUCAUCGAAGAAAUAA
Messenger RNA from Caenorhabditis remanei, 2019 nucleotides. RefSeq lists its product as uncharacterized. Gene Ontology annotation, biological process: autophagy. The transcript has 4 exons. The coding region runs from base 1 to 2019 and encodes 672 amino acids. The record is from RefSeq and is a predicted model, not a curated record. Lineage: Eukaryota; Metazoa; Nematoda; Chromadorea; Rhabditida; Rhabditidae.